Lotus japonicus is the source of this 4134-nucleotide messenger RNA. RefSeq lists its product as uncharacterized. The record is from RefSeq and is a predicted model, not a curated record. Gene Ontology annotation, molecular function: RNA-DNA hybrid ribonuclease activity; nucleic acid binding. NCBI's taxonomy places the organism in Eukaryota, Viridiplantae, Streptophyta, Magnoliopsida, Fabales, Fabaceae. The transcript has a single exon. Bases 1 to 4134 code for a protein of 1377 amino acids.
AUGCCUACAUACUGUUUGUUUAUGAUGAUUAAUAUCCUAACCUGGAAUAUUAGAGGCGCUGCCGCGAAGGGGGUUCCUCUAUUGAUCAAGGACUUGGCUAUAAGGCAUCAUAUCAGUUGUAUGGCACUUUUUGAGACCCGUGUUAGUGGGUCUAGGGCGACUAAUAUUGUCUCCUCUUUAGGUUUUGAUAGCUCUUUUGUUGUGGAUGCUGAGGGCUUUGCGGGUGGUAUAUGGGUUUUGUGGAAGUCUCAUGAAGUCCAACUGCAGGUCCUCCAGGCUCACAGACAGUUUGUACAUGCUCAAUUGACAUGUGGAGUUUCCACCAGCCCGUUUUUAGUGACAUUUGUGUAUGGUAGUCCACAGGUGGCCACCAGGAAUUUAUUGUGGACCUCGCUGGAGGACCUUGGUGCCAAUGCCAAUUUUCCUUGGAUGGUGAUAGGUGACUUUAAUGCUAUUUUGGGAGCUGAUGAGAAAUAUGGUGGCGCCGCUGCAAAUUUCCCUUCCAUGCGGAGAUUUCGUCUGUGCAUGGAUCGUUGUCAGUUGUCUGAUAUGGGCUUUAAGGGCCCACCCUUUACUUGGGAAUGGCGUGGAGUGAAGGAAAGGCUCGACAGAGGCAUUUGCAAUCUUGACUGGCUGGAAGCCUACCCAGAUUCUUCCAUUCUUCAUCUUCCCCAAUUGAAGUCAGAUCACAAACCUCUUCUUCUUAGGAGCUCCAUUCAGGAGGGACAUCAUGUGUUGGAACGCCCCUUCAGGUUUAUGUCGUGCUGGCUGACGGAUAAUCGAUUCCCUCAUGUGGUUAGUCAUGCUUGGCGUAAUAACUCUGAUUGGGCUUCUGCUUCCGAGUGUUUCAAGAGGGAUGUGACUGAGUGGAACUCUCAGGUCUUUGGGGAUGUGUUUCGCCGAAAGAGUCGUCUAAUGAAGAGGUUAGAAGGGAUUAAUACUAAACUGAGGAUGCAGCAUAACCCUUUUCUCCAUAACCUUCAACGUAAGCUUUGGCAGCAAUAUAAUCGUGUACUUGUUCAGGAGGAGAUGAUAUGGCACCAAAAAUCUCGAUGCAUGCGGGUUAAACAUGGGGAUAGGAACACAAGGUUCUUCCAUGCCUAUACCAAGACCCGUAGGAAACGUAAUCGGAUUGAGGCACUCACCACGGCGGAGGGGGCCCUAGUUACGGACUUAGACGCUCUUCGUUCAAUGACAGUGGCGUUCUAUGACUCUUUGUAUACGUCCCCAGGCCCGCUUAGAACACUACCGGCCGCUCGGGGUUUUAACCCGCUUGGGUGGGGUGAGUUGGAGGAGAUCCAGGCUCCUUUCACAGCGGAGGAGAUCAAGCAGGCUGUGUUCAGCAUGGGCCCUCUCAAGGCUCCUGGGCCGGAUGGCCUUCAACCCAUCUUCUUUCAGAAGCAUUGGGAGGUUGUGGGGGAAUCAGUUGUUAAAUUAAUCCAGGGUUGUUAUCUUGACCAUGCCAAGGUGCAGGAGAUUAAUGAGACCUUGCUUGUACUCAUACCGAAGGUGGAUAAACCGGAUAACUUGAAGCAAUACCGGCCGAUCAGCCUCUGUAAUGUGGUUUACAAGAUUAUGACUAAAGUGCUUGCUAAUAGGCUGAAACCUGUUUUGCAUUCCUUAGUUUCUCCUAAUCAGUGCAGUUUUGUUCCGGGACGACAUAGCUCAGAUAAUAUUGUAAUUGCACAGGAAGUUUUUCAUUCCAUGCGGAAUUUGAAGCGGAAGCAAGGUUGGGUGGCGCUUAAAAUUGAUCUUGAAAAAGCUUAUGACAGGAUCAGCUGGGAUUUCUUGAAGGAUACCUUGAUGGCAGUGGGUUUUAACCAUGACUUUUGUGACUUGGUCCAUAACUGUGUUAGUCUCUGUUCGUUUCAGGUCUUGUUUAAUGGGUCAAAGACUACCCCGUUUACUCCUUCUCGCGGGAUCCGUCAGGGGGAUCCAAUUUCUCCUUACUUAUUUGUGCUUUGUAUGGAGCGCUUGGCUCAUCUUAUUCAGGCGGAGGUGGAGAACGGUGCGUGGAAGCCUGUGGCCCUAUCCCGUGGUGGUCCACAAAUCUCUCACCUCUUCUUUGCGGAUGACCUGCUUCUGUUUGGGGAGGCUACUUUUGAGCAGAUUGAUGUCAUGAGAUCCUGUUUGGAACGCUUUUGCGAAGCCUCGGGCCAGAACAUUAGUUUGGAGAAGUCACGGAUGUUGGUUUCCCGUAAUAUCAGCAGGGUGCGGGCUAAUCAGCUGAGUAGUGCAGCCCAGAUCUCUCUUACUUCUGAUUUGGGUAAAUAUCUGGGUGUGCCACUUCUUCAUCGCCGGUCUAACAAAGACACCUAUGACUUCCUCCUGCGAAAUUCCCAGCAGCGGUUAGCAUCGUGGAAAGCAUCUUCCUUGAGCCUGGCAGGUCGGGUAACGCUGACUCAAUCAGUCGUGGCAGCUCUCCCAACUUACUGUAUGCAGACCAUGCUCCUGCCAAAGUAUGUGUGUGAUCGGCUUGAAAGAGAUCAGAAGCGUUUCAUCUGGGGCGCGGAUGCGGGUGGUCGCAGCUAUAGCCAUGUCUCUUGGAAUCGGGUGUGCUCUCCAAAGUCAGUGGGGGGCCUUGGUCUUAGACGUCUUCAUGAGUUUAACCAGGCUUUGUUUAUGAAGAUUAAUUGGGGUCUGAUUACAGCGCCAAACGCCCUAUGGGUUCGGGUUUUGAAGCACAAGUAUGGUUGUGGGGAAGGGGUUAUGCCUUGGGUUACUCGUAGAAGCCCUGAGUCCUCCAUUUGGCAUGGUGUCCGCAACACCUGGACAGAGUUUAAUCGUGGAAUUCGAUGGCAGAUUGGGAGUGGCCAAGCGACUCGCGUUUGGACUGAUCGGUGGCUUGUUUCCGGUAUCUCCCUAGAGGAAGUAGCUCUCGAACCCGUACCACCUUUAAUGCUUGACUGUGUAAUUGCUGACUUAUACCACGGUACUGGUUUGUGUGACUUGGAGAGGAUCAGGGAGUUGGUGCCCGAUGUGAUCUUUCAGGAGGUUAUGUUGGCUCUUCCAACUCACCUUUCCGAGGAACCUGAUCGGCCCAUUUGGGGUCGCACCAGCAAUGGAGUCUUCACCACGAGUUCUGCUUAUGAGCUUUUGACAGAAGAUAUGGAACAUGCUGCAGCUGAUCCCUUAUGGAGGUUGAUUUGGAGGUGGAAGGGAGCACCACGGUUUCGGUUCUUUCUUUGGAAGGUCGUUAAUGGCGGGUUAAUGGUGAAUGCCAAGCGGGUUGCCAAUCACUUGACGGAGGAUGAUAUCUGCCCAGUUUGUGGCACCUUUUCUGAGACAGUUCUUCAUGCUUUGAGAGACUGUUCGUUUGCGAGAUCGUGCUGGAACGCAUCCCUCCCUGGUACCCUGGAUAGCUCGUUUUUCUCUUUGGAGAUAGAGGAGUGGCUGCGGUGGAAUAUGGGAGGUGGCCCUGUUCAUAGUGAUUCCAACACAUGGACCCAGAGAUUUGUGAUUAGUCUCUCUUGUUUGUGGCGCAUGCGGAAUGAGGUUGUGUUCAACCAUACUCCUUGGGAUUUCAGCCAGGUGAUUGCGUGGAUUAACUCCUGCAUCCACGACGAGCGUGCUGCAGCAUCCUUUGAUGGUUUUACUGGUCCUCAGAGUGAAACGAGUACAGUUUGGCUUUUUCCAUCGAUUGGGUGGGUGAAAUAUAACGUCGAUGGCUCGGUUUGGGAUACUGGAGAGGCUGCAUGUGGUGGUGUUCUCAGGAACAGUUCUGGUCACUGGGUACAAGGUUUCUGUAGACGGCUGGGAACGUCGAACCCUUUGAUGGCUGAGCUUUGGGCCAUCCGAUCAGCUGUUGAAGCCAUGCCGUGGCCAACAUAUCCACGCGUGAUUGUUGAAAGCGACUCGGCUGAGGCGGUUGAAGCGAUCACGGCGUCGAACACUUUCGCAGAACCGUUCUCAGGAAUGGUGCGGGCAAUUCGGCGUGCGAUCCCUAGAGGUGUCGAGGUUAAGUUCCGGUAUGCUCCAAGGGAAGCGAAUCUUGUGGCGGAUAGCCUUGCUAAGGCAGCCCAUGUCUUUGGUUUUGGGAUUCACUUGUUGCAAACUCCUUUGGCAGAAUGUCGCCACUUUCUGUGCCAGGAUAUGGGUGAAGCGUUGGCUUCUCUCCGUGUUCCUGUUUCUUAG